Molecule: messenger RNA, 1226 nt
Organism: Cuscuta campestris
Lineage: Eukaryota; Viridiplantae; Streptophyta; Magnoliopsida; Solanales; Convolvulaceae
Source: the annotation of a GenBank genome assembly
ACGUCUGGGCUCUCCCCAUAGUAAAUAUNCCCCCCCCCCCCCCCUCCUAUACAGUGUUUUCAGAGUAUUAUUAUUACCUCACAAUUCGCCUCAACGUCUCGGCUCUCCCCAUAGUAAAUAUAUUCAACAUUAUUCCAUCAUUUGGGUGCCAAAACAUAGCUAGAGACAAUAAGAAAUUCAAAAAGAGCCAGCCACAAUUCAAAAUGAUGGCCGCCGCUACUACUACUGCUCAUCACAUCAUCAUCAUAACUCCCUUUGUUCUUCUCAUUGCUGCGAUAACGGUGGCGUCAUCAUCAUUGUCUCCGUCUUCUUCGUCUGCUGCUGAAUACCAUCGUCCAUCGAGAAACGGAGACGUGGCGGCAGCCAUGGGAGAGAUGCAGAAGGCGAACUACUUUGCCUUUGUCAUGCUCAUCAACAUGGCCCCGCCCGACCUCUUCCAGGGAAACGUCACGUUGUUGAUGCCCAACGAUAGGGCACUGUCGAGGUCGGAAAUCAUGCCGGACAGCAACGUCGUCAGCUUCUUGCUCCGCCACUCCAUCCCUUCCAGUCUGCUCUUCGACCACCUCCGGCAUGUCCCCACCGGAUCCUUCAUCCCCUCCUCCAAGCCAGAUUCCAUGUUGAGGGUCACCAACUACGGGCGGAGGCAGUUCUUCCUCAACAAUUCCCGCAUCGUCAAUCCCAAUGUCUGCACCACCACCGCCGCCUCCUCCAUCACGUGCCACGGCAUUGAUGGCGUCCUCCAAGCCGGUGGCCCUGCAAACCCGACCCCUCCUCCUUUUCCUCCUCCUCCUCGAGCACCACGGGUGGCGGCCUUACCGUGGGCGGCGCCUUCUGAGCCUGCACCGCCCAUCACAGCCAAGGAUAAUAAUAAUCCACCGCCGCCAUCGUCACUCACGCCGCCGCCAGCUGAUUCCAUCAAGAUCAACAGCGCACAAAGAUUGGGCUAUCCGUCCAUUAUUAUGGGUGGUGGAAGAAUGGUUGAUAUGAUAUGGUUUGUACUUUUCAUGUUUCUCCUAUAAUCCAAUUGAAGCAUUAAUUAAUUACUACUCCAGUCUACGAACAGUAUAGAUAGAGAGUAAUUAAACACCUACGUUAUGAUUGAAUGGGUGCGUGCCCAUUAUAUAUAGUAUAGGGUGAUGUUUGGCAAUAUUGAAUAUUUCCCUCCGGCCCCGCUUCAGGGUAUUAUUACAAUUUACAAACAAAUUAAAGAAAGGUGUUCUAAUUUU